Messenger RNA from Chinchilla lanigera (long-tailed chinchilla), 1070 nucleotides. RefSeq names its product ring finger protein 5, E3 ubiquitin protein ligase (gene Rnf5). The record is from RefSeq and is a predicted model, not a curated record. Gene Ontology annotation, molecular function: ubiquitin protein ligase activity; ubiquitin-like protein conjugating enzyme binding. Gene Ontology annotation, cellular component: endoplasmic reticulum. Gene Ontology annotation, biological process: ubiquitin-dependent protein catabolic process. Lineage: Eukaryota; Metazoa; Chordata; Mammalia; Rodentia; Chinchillidae. The coding region runs from base 73 to 615 and encodes 180 amino acids. The transcript is spliced from 6 exons.
CUCUCGUUUGUUGGGGCGUGUGUAUGUGUGUUUGGGGGACUGAGGGGUACGUGGGGGCGAGACGAACCGGCCAUGGCAGCAGCAGAGGAGGAGGACGGGGGCCCCAAAGGGCCAAACCGCGAGCGGGGUGGGGCGGGUGCGACCUUCGAAUGUAAUAUAUGUUUGGAGACUGCUCGGGAAGCGGUGGUCAGUGUGUGUGGCCACCUGUACUGUUGGCCCUGUCUGCAUCAGUGGCUGGAGACGCGGCCAGACCGGCAAGAAUGCCCAGUGUGCAAAGCCGGCAUCAGCAGAGAGAAGGUUGUCCCGCUCUACGGGCGAGGGAGCCAGAAGCCCCAGGACCCCAGAUUGAAAACUCCACCCCGACCCCAGGGCCAGCGACCAGCUCCAGAGAGCAGAGGGGGCUUCCAGCCAUUUGGCGAUACCGGGGGCUUCCACUUCUCCUUCGGUGUUGGUGCUUUCCCCUUCGGCUUUUUCACCACCGUCUUCAAUACCCACGAGCCUUUCCGCAGGGGUGCAGGUGUGGAUCUGGGACAGGGUCACCCAGCCUCCAGCUGGCAGGAUUCCCUCUUCCUGUUUCUCGCCAUCUUCUUCUUUUUCUGGCUGCUCAGUAUUUGAGCUGUGUCUCCUUCCUGCCCACCUCCAGCCAGAGGAGAAUCAGUAUUGGGGGUCUCUGCUGACCCUUCCUUACUUCUGGACCCCCGUCCCCAGCCCUUCUUUUCGUUGGCCAAGGCUAACCCUGGUCACUCCCGGGAGGGCGUGGGGAGGAGGAGUGACAGCUGCGCACAGGAUGAGAGAGCCCCUUGCUCUGAACUGCUGGUGGGGACCCCGGGCCCGGGCGGGGAGGACAGACGGAAGAGUGUCUGCUUCUCCUUCCCUAAUGCUUCGCUUUCCCUCGGUUUCUUGAUUUGAUGUUGAAAGGUGGGCACGGUUCCCUCUGACUCUCCCUCCUCCUCUUCCCGUUGGUUUAAUUUAAUUUUUCUUGCCCCAGUAUCUAAUAUGGGUUUUGAUUCUAAGUGUUCACCCUUCCCACUACCUCCUUUAUUACAAAUUCAAUAAAAAGGUGAAAUGUA